AUGCGGCGGUCACUUGAAACAGCAUAUUUCUGGAAUCUGUAUGCAUUACUCGUUGCUUGGAAGGUCAUCAAUCCAAUUCAUCAGCUAAUCACGCUGGCUCAGGAAUUUCAGCAAACUUACUCGAUGAAUCCUCAGAGGAAGAAGAGGCUCUUCGGAUUUCUAGGCCGAAGCCGCUCAAACCCGCAUCUGCCAGAGAGAAGACCCAGUGAAAUCGAGACGUCUUCCCUCCCGCCUUCACAGGAUGAAUCUCGCAGAGGACCUCCAGGGCCGGUUUGCAAGUUCUUCCGCAAGGUCAUUAAGGGCCAUCCUGCUUCAAGCACUCAAAAAUUGCCACACCCUGAACCCGCAGCUGCAGGUUCCAGCAUACAACCUGUCCCACCCUCUCAAACAACUCAGGAUUCUUCACUCAUAGUUCCCGCUCCAAACCAGGCUUCCGAUUCACGCGCUGCAGACCUCAAACACCUUGAUCCAACGUCUAUGAAGGAAAUACUCACCGACGCCGCCAGGGGUCUGGGGGGCAUGAAUAAUAUCUCAGGAACGACCCAAAAUAUAGCCUCAACAUCCAACAUACUACAAACUGUUCCUGGCGCGAUCGACACGUUAUCCGGAAUUCUUGGACCGUUGAAGACGUUCAAUUCCAUUGCUAACGGACUUGCAGAUGUACAGGCGCCUAUCUAUAUUUUGUCCAUCCCUAUGUUCAGGCGGUUAUUAAGAAUGCGGCAGAUGAUUCUUGAUCAGGCAGUCCGUGAUGACGCUGUUGACCGUCUGCUCAAGAAGAUAUCAGAAGUCUACGAAUUACUGAUGGAAGGAGAGCAAUUAGCCAGUAUCGCAUCCAAGCUAGAGAUAUGUACAAAAAUCGCGCUACAAAUGCGAGAGUCCGCCAACUUCAUCGUCCGUUACUCGGAGGUCAAGAGUUUCUGGACAAGAUUGCGCAAACAGAUCUUCGACGAAACAGAGGCCACGAUCCAAAGGCACAGCGAGGUUCUCGAUAAUCUCAUGCAGCAGUUCUGA
This is a messenger RNA of Suillus paluster, 1011 nucleotides long. RefSeq lists its product as uncharacterized. The coding region runs from base 1 to 1011 and encodes 336 amino acids. The record is from RefSeq and is a predicted model, not a curated record. The transcript has 9 exons. Lineage: Eukaryota; Fungi; Basidiomycota; Agaricomycetes; Boletales; Suillaceae.